This is a messenger RNA of Aplysia californica (California sea hare), 1528 nucleotides long. RefSeq names its product alanine--tRNA ligase, cytoplasmic. Lineage: Eukaryota; Metazoa; Mollusca; Gastropoda; Aplysiida; Aplysiidae. The coding region runs from base 142 to 1428 and encodes 428 amino acids. Gene Ontology annotation, biological process: tRNA modification; alanyl-tRNA aminoacylation. The transcript has 13 exons. Gene Ontology annotation, cellular component: mitochondrion. Gene Ontology annotation, molecular function: aminoacyl-tRNA deacylase activity; nucleic acid binding; amino acid binding. The record is from RefSeq and is a predicted model, not a curated record.
UCUGAGACAGGCCAGUUCUCUGUGACUGAAGUACAGAACAGACAAGGGCUUGUCGUUCACUACGGUCACGUCUCUCAAGGAUAUCUACAGGACGGUCAGUCAGUCACUCCAAGCAUUGCGCUGCUAAAAAGAGAAGGCUGCAUGAGGAACCACACAGCCACACACCUCCUCAACACUGCCUUGACCUCUGUGUCCCCCUCCAGCCAACAACAGGGCUCGAACGUCACUCCGUACAAGUUCUCCUUCGAUUUCCUCUCACUGGGAGCGUUUGGAUCGGAGCAAGUGAGUCAGGUGGAGGAGUCUGUGAGAGAAAUGAUCCAGAAGUCUUGUUCAGUCUCCCGUCAUAUCAUGUCACUACAGGAGGCAACCAGCCUCCCAAAUGUCACCAUGUUGCAGAAUGAGGAAUAUCCAGAACAAGUGUCCCUCAUCCGCAUCCAGUCUCCGGAUGGCAGUGAGGUCUUGUCUUCAGAACUGUGUGGAGGAACACAUGUGACAGACACUGUUGACCUCCAGGAGUUCUGUAUCCUCCAGUCUGGUACCAAAGCCCAGAAUGUGAAGCGGAUUACGGCAGUCACAGGGUCACCCGCACGCCAGGCCCACCUGACUGGCCAGGGGUUGGCGUCAUUGUGUCAGUUGUUACAACUUUUGGUGGACAACGAUGAACAAGCUGCUGGUCAGUUGACAGAAACGUCCAUGAAGAUACAAGAGGUGCUGGUCAGUGUGAGUAAGUGGAGACAAGAACUGGAGAGUCUCUUACAGCUUGACCACUCUGACCGCUCAGGUGCAAGGGACAUGUGGACACAGACACUGGACGAUCUGGAAAAGACUGAAAAAGUGCUGAGUUCACUGUACCCACAGCUGAUCCCCGCACAGAUUACCUCUCCUGACAAACCUCUCCUCAUGAAAGAGAUUGUCUCAACCAUCAAUAAGUGUCGUCAGCUGGACCUGGUUCCCAAGACCCAGCGCGAUCGUGCGGCCGAAUGUACUCACAGUCUGACACACAAGGUCACAGAGGUCGUUAACACUCGGAACAGUAGGAUCUUACAGCGGUUGAUUGACCAGCGCUUGUCUCAGAGUGAUUCUGUCCAUGAGCAGGUGGUAUGUGUGGAGCAUGAGCUGGACCUCAGUGCACGCCAGAUGGUCAAACUCCUGUCUCAGAGGUCAGACAACAUGCCCAUCCUGUGUGUGGGUCAAGAGGUCAGUGGUAGGUCAAGGACGGUGGUCUUGUGCCUGCCUCUGUCUCAUUGGCAGCCGCUUGGUAAGGAGGAGAUCAGCAAGAUAGUUCCACAAAAGGGUUCACAGAAGUCAUCUGUUGGAAAAGCUGCCAAAACAACCAAACGUGCUGAAGUUUACACAUUCUCUGUGUCAGCCGAUACGCCCACUCAUGUUCUGAGUGGCAUGCUACACGCAGUGCUGAAGCCCAGAUAACACAGCUGGGACUUUCCCCUACUAGAAGGAUUCAGCUUGGAGAUUUUGUACAUAGAAUGUCUUUUACAAUUAUUACAGAAUACAGAAUUUGCUUAAUGUC